UUUGGGAAAAUAAAUUUGGAAGCCGGGUGGGGGGAAACAUUGACUGAAGUUCGGUCGAGUUAAUGUGACUGUAACCCGGAUUUUCCAUCCACUUGGGUGUUCUGCAGGGGAGCAGCCGUGCCGCCGGCUCACUGGUGCUAACCCCAGGGACCUUGCUACUUUCUGCAAGACACCGAUUCGAAACGUUUGGCUGCCUCAUUAUCGGGUACUUAAACAGAACUCGUGGAGCAAACUACCUCCGUCCAGAAGGUCCGAGUGAGACUUUCCAUUAUUUUUGCUGCGAAGGUUAUAAUACUUGGGGGGUGGGCUCGGGUCGUCGACUGGUUGCCUGGCAGCGGCGGCUACCACAAAACAACCCAGGCUUAUAAAGGAGCCGCUGUGUUUGGGACACGCUGCCUUAACAGAAGUAACGACCGUGCAAUAGUCACAUUUCAUCCAGGCACAGUUUCUCGCCGGACGAACAAUGUCGGCGGUCGUAAGAGGGUUUCCUUCUUAUUUCUUAUAGUGAAGCGGCAGUCGAGCGUGUAGGUGGGGUGCUGGGGAGCAGAAGGCUCCUUUCAGCAGCCGGAGACCGGGCAGGAGCGCAGCUGCACAGCAAAGAAAACUCCAAGGCAACUGAAGAGACUACUAGCUCAGUUUGAACAUCCGGCCUGGAGAUCUUGUUUGAGGGCAAAUACAAAGGAGAGAAGUCCUCUCUGAGCGCUGACAGAGGAGGCUGCACCACCACAUCCUGGCAGCCUCGUCUUUGGUCAUCACCAGGGUCAGUGCCAUCUCCACUGGUCUUGUGGAAUGGCCAGCAUUGCCAAAAGUAGGCCAGUGGAUGACCUUCUCUGCUGCUCCCACGCUACAAUUUGGAAAAGCGCCCUGGUUGCUGUCUGACAUUAGACUGCUCAAUCCCUUUUGAGAAAGGAAUCCAGCUCUUUCCAGGAGAAGACUGCGACCGCUUCUGUGGGGAUGCCAGGACAUCCAUGGCUCACCAACAGAGUACCAGCAUAUCCACCAUCACCAAGGUGAAACUACUGGCUUCCCCAGAUGCCACAACUGUGACCUCUAAGGCUGAAUGUAUGGAGGCCUCAGGAACCAUUGACAAGGCUGCCUCCUGCACUUCUCACCAUCUUGGAUUCUGAUAACUCAUUAGUCUUAGGAAGCUUAUUUUUGCAGCUAAAUAGAGGAUUGAUCACAAGAGAAAAUAGGAACAAGAGAAUUUUCAUAAAGUCAUCCAUUCAUUGAAAACCACUUGCUGUUGAUAUUUGAUAUCAAUUAUUAGAGGGAAAGUAGUUCUUUAGGAUGCUGCGCUUCGAUUGAGAUGAGUGCACCCUCUGCUAUGCACAUUGGUCUAGCUUGCAGUCUGCUUCUAUUUCAUUGGAGAUCAACAUGUUGCUUGAGCAAUACAGUUUAAAUGUGCUCCCUCAGCUGCACCUUGCUGACUGUGUGCCAGUUAAUUGAGAGUUGAAAAGCAUAAUUGCUUAUUUCUACGUGGCAAGACACAAUGAGGAGAAGAAGAUACUUACUUAAUCGAACUGAUGAUAUCCCUGUCAAACAAAAGUCAACUGACUGGCUCUAUGAGUCGUAUUACUGCAUGAGCCAGCAGCAUCCUUUGAUUGUUUUCUUGCUUUUGAUUGUGAUGGGAGCCUGUUUGUCACUACUGGCUGUCUUCUUUGCUUCAGGGCUGGAUAUUGAAGACCAUGUGGCUUUCCUAAUAACUGUUCCAACAGCCUUGGCUAUAUUCCUCACUAUUUUUAUUCUGGUCUGUGUGGAGUCUGUUUUCAGAAAACUACUACGUGUGUUCUCCCUUGUUGUUUGGGCAUGUCUGGUUGCAAUGGGUUACCUCUUCAUGUGCUUUGGCGGAAUAAUUUCUCCUUGGGACCAGGUAUCCUUCUUCUUAUUCAUUAUCUUUGUGGUUUACACCAUGCUACCCUUUCGUAUGCGAGAUGCUGUUGUUGCCAGUAUGCUGACAUCAUCCUCCCAUACUAUAGUGCUCAGCGUCUGUCUAUCAACCACAUCUGUCAUAAAGGACAACUUGGUUUGGCAGAUCAUGGCCAAUGUCAUCAUUUUCAUCUGUGGAAAUUUGGCAGGAGCCUAUCACAAGCACUUAAUGGAACUUGCCCUGCAGCAGACAUAUCAAGACACAUGCAAUUGCAUUAAGUCACGUAUCAAGCUUGAAUUUGAAAAACGCCAACAGGAGCGUCUGUUACUGUCAUUGCUUCCUGCACAUAUUGCCAUGGAGAUGAAGGCUGAAAUCAUUCAGCGAUUACAAGGACCAAAAUCUGGUCAUUGCCAGUUAGAAAAUACAAAUAACUUUCACAAUUUGUACGUGAAGAGGCACACAAAUGUGAGCAUAUUGUACGCUGACAUUGUGGGUUUUACACGCCUGGCUAGCGAAUGUUCACCUGGAGAGCUUGUGCACACACUCAAUGAGUUAUUUGGCAAAUUUGAUCAAAUUGCAAAGGAAAAUGAUUGUAUGAGGAUCAAGAUUUUAGGGGACUGCUACUACUGCGUUUCUGGUUUACCAAUAUCUCUGCCAAACCAUGCCAAAAACUGUGUUAAAAUGGGGUUGGACAUGUGCGAAGCCAUAAAGAAAGUAAGGGAUGCCACAGGAGUUGAUAUAAACAUGCGUGUAGGAGUACAUUCUGGGAAUGUUCUUUGUGGAGUCAUUGGAUUACAGAAAUGGCAGUAUGAUGUCUGGUCACAUGACGUUACUCUAGCAAAUCACAUGGAAGCUGGAGGUGUUCCAGGGCGUGUCCAUAUCACUUCUGUCACAUUGGAGCAUUUAAAUGGAGCUUACAAAGUGGAGGAUGGUAACGGCCAUAUCCGAGACCCCUAUCUAAAGGAGCACAACAUCAGGACACAUUUAGUAAUUAACCCAAAGGUGGAGAGACGUAGCCCUCAACAACAUUACAGACAUAGGCACACUGCAGAUGGAGCCAAAAUGAGAGCCUCUGUUCGUAUGACCAGAUAUCUGGAGUCCUGGGGAGCAGCCAAACCCUUUGCACAUUUACACCAUCGAGACAGUAUGACAACUGAAAAUGGAAAAAUCAACACAGUUGACGUACCAAUGGUUCAGUACCAUUUUCAUCGACGCACAGAAAGAACAAAGUCGCAGAAAAGGAGAUUCGAGGAGGAAUUAAAUGAGAGAAUGAUAAGAGCUAUUGAUGGAAUUAAUUCACAAAAACAGUGGCUAAAAUCUGAUGACAUUAAAAGAAUUUCCCUUUUCUUUCACAAUCAAGAAUUAGAGAAAGAGUAUCGAGCAACUACACUUCCAGCCUUCAAGUACUAUGUCACCUGUGCUUGCCUCAUAUUUUUCUGUAUCUUCAUCGUUCAGAUUCUGGUGUUGCCAAAAACGUCUAUUCUUGGGAUUUCAUUUGGAACUGCUUUCCUUACCCUUGUCUUCAUUCUCUUCACCUGUUUUGCAGGACAGCUUCUACAAUGUAGCAAGAAGGCUUCAGCAUCCUUGGCGUGGAUUUUGAAAUCUUCUGAGAUAAUUGCGAACAAACCUUUACCACGGCUUACACUCACAAUAACAACCACUACAGUUAUAUUAGUUAUGGCCAUAUUUAACAUGUUCUUCUUGAAGAAUUCUCUGGUACCUUCUGUUAAUAGCACAAAUUCAAGUUUUCAGUUUACAAAUGGGAAGGCCCUGUGGUUUGUGCAUAAUGACUAUUUUUUCUUGCCAUAUUUUCUAUACAGCUGUAUUUUGGGAUUGAUGUCAUGCUCUGUGUUCCUGCGUGUCAACUAUGAGCUGAAGAUGGUCAUGAUGCUGAUUGCUGUGGUAGUUUACAAUGUAAUUCUUCUGCAAACCCAUUCCUCACUCUUCGAUGAUUAUAGCAAAAUGCUAUAUACAACUGUAAAGAUAGAGAGACCUGGUGUGCUGAAGGAUCUGAAGACAAUGGGUGUAAUUUCUCUUUUUAUCUUCUUCAUCACACUUUUGGUCCUGGCCAGACAGGAGAAGCGAUCACACAAUAUCAGAGAGAACCAGAUAGCCCACCAGUUAUGCUGCAGAAGAAGGUGCACAGGAGAUAGAAAGACUCUCAGAUUGCUUGGCCAUAAACAAGCGCUGCAAGUAGCCCUCGGGAACUGGUGCUGGAGAAGGAUAAAGAUUUCUCAGAGAAGAUUCGGCACCAGUAGUCACAUGGUGAUGCACAUAUCACAAAAUGAAUAUUACUGUAGGUUAGAUUUCCUGUGGAAGAAUAAAUUCAAAAGAGAAUGCGAAGAGAUAGAAACCAUGGAAAACCUCAACAGAGUAUUGUUGGAAAAUGUGCUUCCUGCUCACGUAGCUGAACAUUUCUUGGCUCAGAACUGGAAAAAUGAAGAUCUUUACCAUCAGUCCUACGAAUGUGUCUGUGUCAUGUUUGCAUCCAUCCCAGAUUUCAAAGAAUUCUAUACAGAGUCAGAUGUAAAUAAAGAAGGCUUGGAAUGUCUACGAUUACUGAAUGAAAUUAUUGCUGACUUUGAUGAUCUAUUGUCCAAACCUAAAUUCAGUGGAGUAGAAAAGAUCAAAACUAUUGGGAGCACAUAUAUGGCAGCAACAGGGUUAAGUGCUGCCACAGUUCAGGAGUUCAGCCAGGAAGCGGAUAGACAGUACACACACAUUGGAACCAUGUUGGAAUUUGCAUUCGCACUCAUGAUAAAACUUGAUGUGAUCAACAAGCAUUCUUUCAACGACUUUAAGUUGCGUAUUGGUAUUAACCAUGGCCCUGUUAUUGCUGGAGUGAUUGGAGCUCAGAAACCACAGUAUGAUAUCUGGGGUAAUAGUGUUAAUGUGGCAAGCAGAAUGGACAGCACAGGAGUCCUUGGCAAAAUACAGAUAACAGAAGAAACCAGUAACAUCUUACAAACACUUGGCUACAAUUGUACAUGCAGAGGAAUAAUAAAUGUCAAAGGGAAGGGAGAACUGAAAACAUACUUUGUAAAUACAGAAAUGACACGGUCAUUAUCACAAGGAAAUCUGGUGACCUAAUAAACAGAAGAUUCAACAUCAAAGAUCACAUGUUCAGCAGCAAAGUGCGAUAUGCCUUUGAAAGAGUAUUCUGAAUAUAUAAUUUGUACAUAGUUUGAUUCCAUCCUUAGCUGCACAUACAUUGCCUAUGUUUUGGAUAUGUAGAGCUACUUGCAUCUAAACUCUUAGGUUUAGAAACUCUCACAUUGGCUGUGGAAACCCUAUUUGCUACAAUUGAGCAAACUAUAAGAAUCACAAGGACUUAACUUUACAAAAGUGUUAUGCAUUUAAAGUCACAUUGUUUUGUAAUAACUAAUUC
Stegostoma tigrinum is the source of this 5255-nucleotide messenger RNA. RefSeq names its product adenylate cyclase type 2-like. Gene Ontology annotation, cellular component: plasma membrane. Gene Ontology annotation, molecular function: adenylate cyclase activity. Gene Ontology annotation, biological process: intracellular signal transduction; adenylate cyclase-activating G protein-coupled receptor signaling pathway; adenylate cyclase-inhibiting G protein-coupled receptor signaling pathway. The record is from RefSeq and is a predicted model, not a curated record. Lineage: Eukaryota; Metazoa; Chordata; Chondrichthyes; Orectolobiformes; Stegostomatidae. Bases 1490 to 4957 code for a protein of 1155 amino acids. The transcript is spliced from 31 exons.